Messenger RNA from Bipolaris oryzae ATCC 44560, 471 nucleotides. RefSeq lists its product as uncharacterized. The transcript is spliced from 4 exons. The coding region runs from base 1 to 471 and encodes 156 amino acids. The record is from RefSeq and is a predicted model, not a curated record. Lineage: Eukaryota; Fungi; Ascomycota; Dothideomycetes; Pleosporales; Pleosporaceae.
AUGCAAGUCACGCAGUACUACUUUUACUAUGGUAACCCGCCAGGGCUUAAGAGUGCCGGUACAUGGGGGCGUGGGCCGGUUAGCCGUGUCUGCAGGCGCGGAAACACGGUUCGUUAUCUCUAUACCCGUUUAGAAGAUGUUCUUAGUUCUGCACUGCAACCGACAGCAUUAGCAAAUAGGUGUGAUACACAAGAAGAACGAAGACAAGACGAAAAAGAUGAGCAAGUAUUGCCGAACCUGCCGGCGGGUUUCCAGGGGCCCAAUGGCGCAAUUGCCGAGGCGUAUUACCUGCAUGAAAUGACCAACAAAGUCAUUCUCCUCCGCUUUCUGAUCAGCCCCAUCCCACAGCUUUGUUCGAAACAAAAAUGGGUUACACGGAAGGAAUGCGGCUCAUGCAGUCUACUGUGCCCUUCUCGGUCCGACAGUUCUUCCGCAGCAACGCAUCGGCGAUCCACUCGGAAAAUUCAGUGA